Molecule: messenger RNA, 5091 nt
Organism: Maudiozyma saulgeensis
Lineage: Eukaryota; Fungi; Ascomycota; Saccharomycetes; Saccharomycetales; Saccharomycetaceae
Source: the annotation of a GenBank genome assembly
AUGGUUGGAAAGGAAGUAGGGGCAAACGACUUCUCAUCCAUCUAUUCUCAUGAUUCUAAAAUUAAUAAGAAUAUAGACUACCUGGUGGAAACUGCUGAAGUGAAGGAUCCAGCUAAUGCCGUGGCUCAAGAACAACCUCUUGAAAAAGAAAUUAUACUAUUUAACAACUAUCUCAAUAAUACUCAUUAUGAUGAAUCAAAAAAUUUGCAAACUUCAGAGAACAUAAAGACAUAUUGGACUCAAAAGGUUUUUGAUGAAUCCGAUGUAUUAACAGGGUAUGAUGAUAUCCUAUGGGGUUCAUUUAUUGUCUGUAUACAUCGCAAUAAAACAACAGAUAAGUUUAAUUGUUUGAUUGUUGAUGACUUUGGUCUCAGUUCAAUAGAAUCAAUUAAUGUCACUUGCGAAUCUCCAUAUUAUUCUGCCAUCGAAAAUUUAAGCCCCAAUGACAAAAAUUCAGAAUUAAAAAAAUGUAUUGCUAUUAUCAUGUUACAACGAUACUCAGAAUUAAGUAUUGAACAGAAGAACCAAUUAAAAUAUAUAUACAGUACAAGAUCUCUUUCAGAUUACGAUUAUGUGCAUGCAGGUCAAUUGGCAAGUAACUGUACCAGACCCAAACUUACAUCGUCAUCACUGUUUGGUCAGAAAGUUAUUGCAAAAGGUUUACUCGACCAUCACAAAGUUAAAUCAACCCUGUUAGAUGUAAUAUAUCAAAGCAAAGAAUCUACAAUUGAAUUGAAUAAUAGACUUGUUUUCCAUCUUGGGGAACAAUUAGAACAGUUAUUUAACCCAAUUACUGAAUAUUCACCAGAACAGACGGAAUAUGGAUAUAGACCUCCUGAAAAUGACGCACCUACAGAAGAUGAUGAACCAUUGAUUAAAGCAAUUUGUAAUGAAUUAUUAGAAUUACAAUCGAAUUUCACAUUUAAUUUGGUUGAGUUUUUGCAAAAAUUUCUAAUUACGUUAAGAGUACAGGUUUUAAAUAACGACAUCGAAGGUUUAUCUACAGUCAAACUGAAUCGUUUGUUUCCACCAACAAUAGAUGAAGUUACAAGAAUUAAUUGUAUUUUCCUAGAUUCUUUGAAAUCGGCUACUCCAUAUGGUUCGUUCGAAGUAUUAAAGGCAUGUAACUUAACGAUACCAUACUUUUAUAAGGCUUAUACUAGACAUGAAGCAGCCACUAAAAACUUCAGUAAAGACAUUAAACUUUUCAUGAGGAAUUUUGGAGAUAUUAUGCCAAAUAAAGAUAUAUAUACAGAAAUGAAAUUAGAAACAAUAAUAAAAGGCCCACAGGAAAAACUACUAAAAUUAAAAUUAAUUCUUGAUAGAUUAUACAAAAAGAAAGAAUGGUCUAAAAGCAAUCAAAAGGAUGCUGAAAAGUAUUAUAAUAACAUAAUUGAUAUAAUUAAUUCCUUCGGUCAUUUGGAUGCACCUAUGAGCUCGUAUAAUACUAGAGUAUUCACACCAUCUGGGAAAAUUUUAACUGAAUUGGCCAAAGGGUGGCCCGUUGAACUACAAUAUAAGUGGUUAAAGAGACGUAUUGUUGGUGUUUUCGAUAUUGUUGAGGCAAGUGAACCAUCUAAAAGAAAACUGUUGGUUAUAUUUAGUGAUUAUAUUGUUUUCCUUAAUAUUAUUGAUUACCAAAAAUAUUAUACAUCUGAUAAAUCCAACAAAAAACCAUUAAUUUCAGAUAUUUUAAUGAAUUCCUUGAUAAAUGAGCUUCCGUUGCCUCCGAAAAUCCCAAAGUUAGAAGUUGAAAAAUAUUGCUACAUUAAUGAAAUUCAUACAUCUGUGACAAACAACGAUAUCAUUAGGUUCGAUGCAAUUCGUGCAAGAGAGAAACAGCCAUUUUCUGUUAUUUGUAAACUGGCAUCAAAGACAAAUAACGCUACAGAUAUUGCAGAUUUGAUAACCAAGGCUAAGAUUUUAGAAAAGGAUACAGCAUUCCACUUAUUUAAAUCAUCUACCGAAGAAUCCAUUCUCUAUUUUACAGCACAUGAAUUAGAAGCUUAUAACAGCGAAAGGAUAAAAUCCAAAUUUGGGUUAUUCUUAAAUAUGGAGCCUUCCAAAGAAGAAUUGGUUGCAAAUAAUCUGCACUCAGCUAUUUUUGCCAAGUUUUCGAAUCCUACUGAAACAAACACAGUUCAAUUGGACCUUUUAACCCUAAACGAUAAUGGAAAACAACAAAGUCGAACAAUACCUGCCGAAAAUAUGGUUUCAACCCUUCUUUCAUUGUUGGCGGUCGAAAUAUCUGUCUGUUACUCAUCAAUUUUUUCAGAGGAAGCCCUAGGUUUAAUUAGUGUCAACAACGUUGUGGCCACCCAACUCUUGGAAAGUAAUGAGGUAGAUCCAAGUUUACCAUCCGAAAUAACAUCGCCAAAUUUAUCUCGUGAAAUAAAUGAGGAAACUAAAAAAUCGUAUGGUACAAUAACGACAUUCAGAAGUGAUGUAAGUGAUUUGGUAGAUGUUCCUAAUGAUAAGGAUAUUCCGGAUGAAAAGGCUAAGAAUGGUAAAACAGACAAGAGGAAAGGAGAGAAGAUAAAGAAGGGGGACAUAAAAACGGGGAAGACAAAUACGGUUGGAAGUGAUAAAACUCAGAACAAUAGAUCGAAACCAACAAACCAAAAAAAUAAAGUUGAGAAGACACCAAAAGAAAAAACAAAAAAUAAAGGUUUCUUUGGAAUCAUUAAGAGUAUAUUCCCAAGUGGUAAUAAAAAGGAAAGGAAACAGAUAGGAAAACCAGUGAUUGUUAAUCAAAAAACUUCAAACAAGCAGUUAGACAUUAAACCCCGCCCUAAAUCGAAACUAGAACCUUUGAAACCUGUCCAGGGUAAAGAGAAAAUUUCUGAUAGGAAAACAGAAGCUCCUGGCGAAAACAGAACGAACGAUACAUCUACAAGCAGGAACGCGGUUUUAUCAAAGGAUGAUGAUGUUCGAAUUAGUUCUGUAGUUCAUAAUCCUAACUUUACAGAGGAAGUGACAGGAAAUGAAGAACCGGAUAAUAAUACUGAAACAGAGAAGAGCACAGAACCAGAAAAGAUAGUUCCUAAGGUUCCUCCUGCCUUUGAAAUAACUGAGAGAAAGAAAGAAUUACCACCGGUUCCAAUAAAAAUCGAAGAAAACAAUACUUUAGACAUCGACACACAAUCGCUAGACUGUCAGGCAGAUGGUACAGAAGAAGGUAAUGAUACUGAUCUUAAGUUGGCCAAUCCCAUUUUACAUCAAAGUCAAUUGUUUGAAGAUGACUUGUUCGGAGAUUUUAUACCUGAGAAAGCAACGAACGAAGAUAACCAAGAAAUGUUGAAAAAUGUAGCGGUAGAAGGAGAAAAUUACACUAAUAAUUGUGAUACCCCCGACAUCAAUAGCCCAGUUCUAAAUGGAGAGAUUGUGACUUUGACUGAAGCUCCGAAUUCUGUAUCUGAAAAGGUGAGCUCCGGUGGUAUUAAAUUGGAGCCAAAUGAUGAAAUAAAGAAUGGAUUAUUAGUAGAAACAGAGAAGUCUAAACUGAAGAAGAAGGCACCAAUAUUUCCUGAGAUAGCUAAAAUUGUUCCGCCAAAGUCAAAUAUUAAGUUUGAAAAAUCACCCUCAUUUGUGGAAUUAUUCAGAGAUAUGAGAAUUGUCUUGGAUGAUACUGAUGCUAAGUACAAUUGGAAAAGGUUAUCUACUGAGGUUUCUUUAAAUGAAAAAUAUCUUGUAAAUAACGAUGGUAUUGAUCACGCUAAUACCACAUCAAAUACUGGACUAAACACAAUUGUGGAAAAAUCAUAUAAUAUUAAAGCUCCAAGUUCUAACUCAAUAAAAAUCAAUAAUACCGGAAACAUGUCACCAAAUAGGCCAUCACCACAGAAAAAUGAAGGAUCCCCUUUCAGGGCUUUAGCACACAAGAAACUUUCAGAUUUGACUGUGAACGAUAUUGAGACCUUUGGUUCACCCCGUGUUAAUAAUGGUUUAUUUACGACACAAAAUCCAGGGGAGGGUUCAAAAGGAAAUAGAUCACUAAAAGGUAGUGAUGGUACCCCCAUAGGCUCUCCGGUAAAACCUGGGGCAUUUUUUAAAGUGGUCAACAAGUCCCCAACUAAAUUUGCAAAUAAGCCUUCAAAAAAUGAUACUACGGAAUUAACUAAGAAUCUUCAGGAAAAUAGAAAAUUUAUCCAACAGAAAACAUUGGAUUCAAGUAUUCAAUUGAAACCACUAAAAUAUGUUAACGAUAAUUCAAUUGUUGAUGACAAAAAUGCAGUGUCUGAUUUUUCUUUUGCUUCUAACUUUAAUGUUGAUAAUAAUAGACGUUGGGUUCAAUUGAACGUUAAUUCCAAAGAGGAUCUUCUAGAUGAGACUUUCCAUACCCCACUAGAAGAUGUAUCAGAAACAUUUUCAGCUCCAAUAUUUGAAAAUGCUCCUGUAGUAUCAAAUUCGACUACAAAAAUUGUAACAGAUGCAGAACAAGUUAGCAAACCAACCACAAACAAAACCAUUCUAGCCAAAAAGAAUGCUGCUGAACACAGAAGCAAAGAUGAUAUUUUGGAUGAUCUGGAUUUUAGCUCAUUCGAUAUUACUUUCAAUACAACUAAUACAACUAACGACAUUCAAUCAACUAUCCCAAAAGAAUCAAAUGUUGAUCAAAAUAUCUUAUUUGGCUUAAAUAUCAAUAAUAUUCCUAAAAUGACCGCCCCAGUUGUUUACAGAUAUUCCAAAGAAUUAUCAUUUAAUAAUAAAGAAAACAUCAAGGUUACAUCUAACAAUUUGGAUAAAUCAGGUGCUGGAUUGAACGAACAUGAUUAUGACAACGACGAUGAGCCAUUCUGGAUAUCGCCAAGUAAAUUAGAUUUUACAACUCUGAAUAAGUCCAGUGUGAAAAAACCUAAUAAUAUCACUACAUUAAACCCAAAUAAAUACAAUAGAGAGCCGGUUCGUGCUUCUGAAACCCAAGAUAAAACAUUUUCAACAAAAGAAGAUUCUAAGGAAGAUUCGAACAUCACCCAUGAUAUGUCGUUUGCAUUUUUGGGUAACCUUGUUGAUAUUGAUGGUACCGAAGAUGAUUCUGAAACAAAUUCAAAUUUCGCAAACGACAAGCCAACACGUUUACAAUUUACUUAA